AGCAGCACUAUGGUCAUGAAAGUUGCCCUUAUUUUGGUCCUCCUUUCAAUUUUCUGUGUCACUUUCAAAGCUUACACCGAAGUUGAUGCUCAAAAUGAUCACAACAAUGAUCCAACUCUCACCAACAAAGAGUUUUUCAAGAAAGCCAAAAUUUCAGAAUCAACCAGAUUAACAAAGGAAGAAGAUGGAGAUGGUGCUAUAUCAGCAAAGUUACACCUAAGGAAAAGGCCAAUCAAUCAUGGGAAUGAGCCUAAAACACAAGCGCAAGACUCUGUAAUGAGGGAUUUGAUCAGAAUUCAGACUCUUCACAGAAAAGUCAUAGAGAAAAAGUACACAAACAGCAUCUCAAGGUAUCAAGAAGUGAAGGAGAGUAUCACCAUCCAGAAGCAGAACAACCCUGCUAAUGAUGUUUUAGAAUCAAUGGAAUCUUCUAAAGAUGAGUUUUCAGGCAACAUCAUGGCAACCUUGGAAUCUGGGGCCUCUCUUGGCACAGGAGAGUAUUUCAUAGACAUGUUUAUAGGAACACCUCCUAAACAUGUUUGGUUGAUACUUGACACUGGCAGUGACCUCACUUGGAUUCAAUGUGAUCCUUGUUAUGAUUGUUUUGAACAAAAUGGACCCCUUUAUAACCCCAAGGACUCAAAUUCUUAUAGGAACAUAACCUGCUAUGAUCACCAGUGUCAACUUGUUCCUUCCCCUGACCCUAUUCAGCCUUGCAAAGAUGAAAACCAAACAUGUCCUUACUUCUAUGGCUAUGCAGAUGGCUCAAACACAACAGGAGAUUUUGCAUUGGAAACAUUUACUGUGAAUCUCACAUGGCCUAAUAAUGGGAAGGAAAAGUUUAAACAUGUGGUGGAUAUGAUGUUUGGUUGUGGUCAUUGGAAUAAGGGCUUUUUUCACGGGGCUGAUGGAAUACUAGGACUUGGGAGAGGACCCCUAUCCUUUGCCUCACAGAUGCAAUCAAUUUAUGGUCACUCAUUUUCUUAUUGUCUCACUGACAUAUUCAGCAACACAAGUACUAGCAGCAAGUUGGUCUUUGGUGAGGACAAGGAGCUAUUGAACAACCACAACAAUUUCAACUUCACUUCAUUGCUUGAUGGAGAAGAAAGUCCAGAUGAUACAUUUUACUAUCUUAGGAUAAAGUCCAUCAUGGUUGGUGGGGAAGUGCUUGAUAUUCCUGAACAAACUUGGAAUUGGUCAACACAAGGUGCUGGUGGUGGUACAAUUAUUGAUUCAGGCUCUACCUUGGCUUUUUUCCCUGACCCUGCUUAUGGUAUCAUCAAAGAAGCAUUUGAGAAGAGAAUUAAACUGCAUCAAGUUUCUGAAGAUGGUUUUAUUAUGUCUCCAUGUUACAAUGUGUCAGGAGCGCAGCAAUUGGAGCUGCCUGAAUUUGGGAUUCAUUUUGCUGAUGGGGCUGUGUGGAAUUUCCCUGCUGAAAACUACUUCUACCAAUAUGAACCUAAUGAAGUUAUUUGUUUGGCAAUUAUAAAGACUCCUAAUCACUCUCAAGUUACAAUUAUUGGAAACUUGUUACAGCAGAAUUUUCACAUUCUGUAUGAUGUGAAAAGGUCUAGACUGGGAUAUUCUCCCAGAAAGUGUGCUGAGGUUUAGCAUCAUAUUAGGGGUGUGGGAAAUGGAAUUUAAAGGGUUUUGAUUGUCAGCUUUUAUUUAUAUUUUUUCUUUUCUAUUCUUCAAGUUCAAUCAAAAUAAGAUGGAAGACCAAAGUUUAUUGUAUGCUAUUUCACUCAAAACAAAUAAUCAGAAAAUUGA
Molecule: messenger RNA, 1770 nt
Organism: Cajanus cajan (pigeon pea)
Lineage: Eukaryota; Viridiplantae; Streptophyta; Magnoliopsida; Fabales; Fabaceae
Product: aspartic proteinase nepenthesin-2
Biological process (GO): proteolysis
Molecular function (GO): aspartic-type endopeptidase activity
Source: RefSeq, a predicted model, not a curated record